Messenger RNA from Penicillium atrosanguineum, 237 nucleotides. RefSeq lists its product as uncharacterized. NCBI's taxonomy places the organism in Eukaryota, Fungi, Ascomycota, Eurotiomycetes, Eurotiales, Aspergillaceae. The record is from RefSeq and is a predicted model, not a curated record. Bases 1 to 237 code for a protein of 78 amino acids. The transcript has a single exon.
AUGGAGGACAUCAUGGCAUUUAACAAGCUAUUGGACAAACCGACUCCUCCACAGGCCAAUACGCUAGAGAUCGAUAUCUCCACCCUUUCAACCGCGAAUGCAAGCAUCAACCCACUUCGCUGGAUGCUUGAUUCGGGCGCUUCAUACCAUAUGAUGCCCAAUUAUCACGCUUUUGUCGAGUAUUCACCUUGCAGAGUCCCUGUGAAGGCUGCCAACGGCAAGCGCUUCUACACAUAA